Anthonomus grandis grandis is the source of this 1816-nucleotide messenger RNA. RefSeq lists its product as uncharacterized. Bases 96 to 1037 code for a protein of 313 amino acids. NCBI's taxonomy places the organism in Eukaryota, Metazoa, Arthropoda, Insecta, Coleoptera, Curculionidae. The record is from RefSeq and is a predicted model, not a curated record. The transcript is spliced from 2 exons.
UCGAACAUGUCUGCGACAUGUCACUUCAACACUGUUGAACAAAAAUGUAGGAAACAAAAAUUUGUAGUUUAUUAGUAUAUUUAGUAGUAUACAUCAUGUCGUCGGAUGAAGAUGUGGCGUUAUUAUCGGUACUAAUAUUGCGAAGGCGAAAGAAGAAACAUAAUCAAAAAUAUUGGGUUCGUCCAUAUAGUACAGCUAAUCUUCAUCGCAGUAUAUUUAAAAGUUGUACUGGUGAAGAAAUGAUGGAAGAUCAAGCAAAAUUUCAAUCAGUUUAUAGAAUGUCACGAGAGACAUUUUUAGUACUUUUGGAUAUAAUUGGACCUUCUAUCAAGAGCUCAGUUAAAAAAUUUCGGGAAUCCAUUACACCAAAGGAAAAACUAAUUAUUACAAUGAGAUACUUGGCAACCGCAAUGAGUUUCAAGCAGUUAUCUUUCUUAUUUAUGAGAGGAGACUCUACAAUUGGACAACUAGUUGAAGAAGUUUGUGACAAUAUUUGGUCAGGUUUGCAAAUGGAAUUCAUGCCUUUUCCAAGUGAAUUGCAAUGGAUUGAAAAAGCCGAACGCUUUGACGAACUUUGGAAUUUACCGAAUUGUAUUGGUAGUAUCGAUGGAAAACCUAUUAGAAUACAUUGUCCAGCCAAGACGGGAUUCGCCUUUUAUAAUUAUAAAAGUUAUUUUUCAUUGCAAUUAUUGGCUAUAGCGGAUGCAGAUAGCAAUUUUACUGCAAUUGACGUUGGCGACUACGGUAGAAAUGGUGAUGGGGUAUUUAAGAAUUCAAGUAUUGGACGAAACUUCCAGGCAAACACACUCAAUUUUCCACCACCGCAGCCUUUGCCCAAAGAACCACACGAGCCGGCUUUUCCCUAUUAUUUUGUCGGAGAUGCUGCCUUCCCUCUUUGUAAAAAAUUAUUAAAGCCUUAUCCGUUAAGAAAUUUAACAAACCCGAAAAGAAUCAUCAACUAUAGAUUAUCACGAGCUCGUCGAAGUGUAGAAUGUGCGUUUGGUAUAAUGGUGUCAAAAUUUAAAAUUCUAGAGUAGGUCUCUCUAGAAUUUUAAAUUUCUAUGCUCACCCCAAAAAGUUGAUAAGAUUGUUAAGGCAAUUUGUGUGUUACACAAUUUUAUAAGAAAAAUAGAUGGAAAAAUGUCAGAGCCAACAUUUGAAAUGCGUGGGUUACCACAUAAUAAUAAUAACACACAAAUAUUACAAAAUUUUCACCCUCAAUAUCAGCGCGGCACAAAUAAGGCGAUAAUAUUGCGAGAUAGAUUAUGUUCAUAUGUAAAUCAGCCCUAUGCGGCAUUACCUUGGCAGUCAAAAUAUUGUGUAUAAUGAAUAAUAUUAUAACUGUUCUUCUUCACGUUUUUAAAUUAAUAAUUAUGUUUAUAACUACAGCGUGUCCUGGUAACUUCUUACCAAAUGGGAUUUUUUUAUUGAGUUAAAAAAAAAACAAAAAAUGUUCAGAAAAAAUUCUGCUUCGUUCAUUGAAUUUUUGGGCCUCCCUGUAUGCAAUAGAAAAACAUUUUGCACGAAAAUCUUGUUUUUUAACAAAGUAGAACUUUUUCUGAACAUUUUUUGUUUUUUACUCAAUAAUAAAAAAAACCCCAUUUGGUAAGAUGUUACCAGGACACGCUCUAUAUUAUAUGAUAAAAGUAAACACUACCUGUUCAUUUCUUUCUUUUAUUUAUUUCUUUUCCAACUUCGCUCCAGGCUUUUUCUUGCACAUGCCUAUUUAAGUAGUCUUUCAUGGUAUGGUCAUACAAAGCAUUGUAUUUUUCAACGAUUUGUACAAAUUUUACAUUAAAUGUUGGAUUAUCUUCCA